AUGGCAUCAUACAUCAUGCCCAUCGCCGUAUUGUUUCUUUCCCUAUGUUUCGCCGCCGCCGCCGAGUCCAUCGCAGAAUCCCCCUUCCCCGCCUCCGUCGACUCCAUCGCGGAGCCCCCCUUCGCCGCCUUCGACUCACCUGCCCCUGCUCCCGCCUACGACGAGAUGCUGAUGACGGCCGACAACCUAGAGGGCUACGAAGAUAUCCCCGAGCCCAUCCUCGAUCCCUUCUUCCCUGUCACCGCUGAGUCCAUCGCCGAGCCCCCUUUCCCAGCCUCUGACUCUCCAGCCCCGGCUCCAGCCUACGACGAGACCGCCGAAGCCCCAGCAAGCAACAAUAUCAUCGACAAGGGGGCGAUGGACAGCCACUACCUGACAGCGCACUUGAGCGCAGCCGCAAACAAGGUGGAGCAGUUCGUGGCGACGGAGGUGGAUGGGAAGCUCAAGGACCCGGCGACGGUGGCCUCCGCGAGGGAUUGCCUGGAGCUCUGCAAGGAGGUGUACGAGAGCGCGGCAGAUUCUAUGAAGAAGGCGGUGAAGAGCAUCUCCACCGGCGACUUCAUCAAGGCCAACUUCGACGUCAGCGCUUUCAGCACCGACAUCGACACCUGCAACAGCGAAUGCUCCAUCGCAGGAUUUGAGACAUUCGAAAAGUGGGCCCAGGACGUCGCCAGCGACUGCCUCGAUAGGAUCCUCCAACACAGUAAUCGAGUUUGA
Molecule: messenger RNA, 717 nt
Organism: Salvia splendens (bonfire salvia)
Lineage: Eukaryota; Viridiplantae; Streptophyta; Magnoliopsida; Lamiales; Lamiaceae
Exons: 1
Coding region: 1-717 (238 amino acids)
Molecular function (GO): enzyme inhibitor activity
Source: RefSeq, a predicted model, not a curated record